Messenger RNA from Puccinia graminis f. sp. tritici CRL 75-36-700-3, 189 nucleotides. RefSeq lists its product as uncharacterized. The record is from RefSeq and is a predicted model, not a curated record. The transcript is spliced from 2 exons. NCBI's taxonomy places the organism in Eukaryota, Fungi, Basidiomycota, Pucciniomycetes, Pucciniales, Pucciniaceae. The coding region runs from base 1 to 189 and encodes 62 amino acids.
AUGUAUCGAUCUUUACAAGAACAAGUCUAUUAUGAAGGUCCAGUUGAACUCGGAUUUGCAGGAGCCAAGCCGCAACUACGGGCCAUGCCAAUCUCAAGUCGGACCGAUAACCCAAAGUUGGUGAUCCGACCAGCGACCGCAGAUUUUGUGAUGGUCACUCCUCGUUACAAGCUCAUUGCUGACAGCUAA